ACCUCAGUUAUCACGAUGAAGCUGAUUGUGGUGGUAUUGGGUCUGGUGGUGGGGGCGUUGGGGUCUCUUGGGGAUGGGGAGAAGGUGGUGGAGGUGGCCCCUGUGCUGGCCCCACCCAGGGAGGGGAAGAACCACGUGACGGACCGGGCGAGACAGUUCCCGUUCCUGGUGGUUUGGUCCCACGAUAAGGCGCAGCCGCAACCCAAAUCGUUGCCGGUUAAUCCAGAACCGGUGUAUGUCCAGAAACUUGAAGACCAAGUUCACAACAGGCAGAGGCGACACCUGCUGAAGAAGAUCCUGGAGCAUAAGUACGGUGGCCAUGGUGGUGGUGGUGGUGAUUCCAAAACUAUCGUCAUCAUAAAAGAUGGUGGUGGUGGCGGUCACUACGGUGGAGGUGGCAACUAUGGCGGUGGCAACUACGGUGGUCAUGGCAGUGGUGGCGGCGGCGGCGGCGGUGGCGGCGGCGGCGGCGGCGGGGGCGGUGGCUACGGGGGCGGAUAUGGCGGGGGCGGGGGUGGGGGCGGCGGCGGAGGGGGCGGUGGCUACGGCGGUGGCAGCCGUGGCUACGGUGGUGGCAAUUCCGGAUAUGGCGGUGGCCAGGCAUACGCCCAAGCCACAGCAAUUGCUUAUGGAAAACGCUAAAGGAAUCACGCUUUAAUUAAAUUCGGAUUCGUUGUUGACUGUGAUUAAUAAGUUAGAAUAAUGGACUAAUUUAUAAUUUAGUAAAAUAAAGACUUAAAUACGACUCACCGAAAGAAGAGAAGCAAGCCGCC
Messenger RNA from Aricia agestis (brown argus), 773 nucleotides. RefSeq names its product glycine-rich cell wall structural protein 1.8-like (gene CPG10). NCBI's taxonomy places the organism in Eukaryota, Metazoa, Arthropoda, Insecta, Lepidoptera, Lycaenidae. The transcript has 4 exons. The record is from RefSeq and is a predicted model, not a curated record. Bases 16 to 642 code for a protein of 208 amino acids.